Messenger RNA from Apus apus (common swift), 6436 nucleotides. It is a transcript of the gene AVL9, whose product is annotated as AVL9 cell migration associated. Gene Ontology annotation, cellular component: cytoplasm. The transcript is spliced from 16 exons. NCBI's taxonomy places the organism in Eukaryota, Metazoa, Chordata, Aves, Apodiformes, Apodidae. Bases 65 to 1972 code for a protein of 635 amino acids. The record is from RefSeq and is a predicted model, not a curated record.
GUUGGAGGCGGAGCGAAGGGCCGGGCGCGGCGGCAUCCUGCAGGGCGGCCAUCGCCGGGGCUCCAUGGAGAAGCGGGGCCCGGUGCUGCACAUCGUGGUGGUGGGCUUUCACCACAAGAAGGGCUGCCAGGUUGAAUUUUCCUAUCCUCCCCUAAAGCCUGGAGAAGGACAUGAGAGCCACAGUUUACCAGAAGAAUGGAAAUACUUGCCCUUUCUUGCCUUACCAGAUGGUGCUCACAACUAUCAGGAAGAUACCGUGUUUUUCCAUUUGCCACCGAGAAGUGGGAGUCGAACCACAGUAUAUGGCAUCUCUUGCUAUAGGCAAAUUGAAGCAAAGGCGUUAAAAGUACGGCAAGCAGACAUCACCCGAGAAACGGUGCAGAAAAGUGUCUGUGUUCUCAGUCAGCUGCCUUUGUAUGGGUUACUUCAGGCAAAGCUGCAACUCAUUACACAUGCAUAUUUUGAGGAAAAAGACUUCUCGCGAAUUUCAAUUCUAAAGGAACUUUAUGAUCAUAUGAAUAGUUCCUUGGGCAGUACUUUGCUAGAAGGGUCACAAGUUUAUCUUGGUCUGUCUCCUCGGGAUCUUGUUCUGCACUUUAGACACAAGGUCUUGAUUCUUUUUAAAUUGAUUCUUCUAGAGAAAAAGGUGCUGUUUUAUAUUUCUCCAGUAAAUAGGUUGGUGGGAGCUCUGAUGACUGUCCUGUCACUGUUUCCUGGUAUGAUUGAACAUGGUCUUACUGACUGCUCACAGUACAGGCCAAGAAAGAGCAUAUCAGAAGAUGCUGGCUUGCAGGAACAUACACCACAGUUAGAUGACUUUGUUUCUGCUUCUGCUGCUGCUAUUUCAAAUACAAACUUAGGAAUGGGAGAGGGAGGCAGGAAGAUAGCAGGAAGCCAUUCACUGGAAGGUCAAAAAGCAAAUGUGCCUUUCUCUCAGUCAGAGAAGACUUGGAAUGGAUCUCAGUCCUCCAAUGGUACUGUGCAGCACUUAAAAGUUCCUUCCCACACUUCUCCAGCGUCCUCUGAAAGUGACUGGGAGACUUUAGAUACAAGCAUUUUGGAGGACUCUAAUUUGAAAGGAGAACGUGAAAAUACAGCAUCAAAACAGGCUGAAAAUCUUCCAACCACAGGCAUGAGCUCAGAAAGCCUUCCGAUCACUGUGCAGCCCCAAGCAAAUACAGGACACACCGUGCUUGUUCCAGGACUGAUAUCUGGGUUAGAAGAGGACCAGUAUGGUAUGCCACUGGCUAUUUUUACAAAGGGGUACCUUUGUUUGCCAUACAUGGCCCUGCAGCAGCAUCACCUUCUGUCAGAUGUAACAGUCCGCGGCUUUGUUGCGGGAGCCACCAACAUCCUGUUCCGUCAGCAGAAACAUCUGAGUGAUGCAAUUGUGGAAAUAGAAGACGCUCAUGUACAAAUCCACGAUCCCGAACUCCGUAAGAUCCUCAACCCAACAACUGCUGACCUGAGAUUUGCAGAUUACUUGGUGAAGCAUGUAACUGAGAACAGAGAUGAUGUUUUCCUUGAUGGCACUGGAUGGGAAGGAGGAGAUGAGUGGAUCAGGGCUCAAUUCAGUGCUUAUCUUCAUGCCCUGCUUGCUGCUGUGCUGCAACCAGACAACGAAAAGACCUUGUCAGACUUUGGAACAGCGUUUGUAGCAGCCUGGAAAAAUACCCACAACUACAGAGUAUGGAAUAGCAACAAGCAUCCAGCUCUUGCAGAGGUAAAUUCUAGCCACCCAUUCCAGGGACAGUACUCUGUAUCAGAUGUAAAGUUAAGAUUGUCACACUCUGUGCAAAACAGUGAACGUGGAAAGAAGAUUGGAAAUGCAAUGGUUUCUACCAGCCGAAAUGUUGUACAGACAGGAAAAGCUGUAGGUCAGUCAGUCGGAGGAGCCUUCACAAGUGCGAAAUCAGCAAUGUCAUCGUGGUUUUCCACUUUUACACAGUCAACCCAAAGUCUUGGGGACUAAAUGAUGGUUUUGCACAAUGCUGCUGAAUAUUUCAGGUGCAAUGUUUUCUCUGAGCUGUAAAGAGACUGCUCCAAAACACAGGCAUGGAGAUUAACUGUCCAGGACCAAAACAAGGUAUAUAUUGCUUGCAAGUGGAUGAGAAAAGUUACCAUUCAGUUUCACUAGAAGUACAGAAGAACGGUGAGUGUCUCUAUACAGUGGGAAGGCAUUUGCAGUGUAUUGGCUGUAUUUAAAAUUACUGCUGUUCUUCAAAACUGAGCCUUUGUAAAGACAUUAGCAAACAGGGCUUGUUGCAAGUCCGGUGUGUUUGACUUUAGAUUUGUACAUUUUUUGGAUGUUGAAAAUAUUUAUGUAAAUUAGUUAUAUUUUUCAAUCCAGAUAGCCACAUGUUUGUGGACUCUUGUUAGAAGUAAGCAGAGUAUAAAUAUUGAUUCCUCUUUCAGGUUGGAUUUGAGAGCAUUGCUGCAAAAAUAUACAGUGGAAACCCUUAAAGGGUUCCCAGUCAGUUGGAACUUUCUCACUUUCACCUGCAAACUAACAUUGGCAAGGUGCAGAGUGGGGCUGUGGCUGAUUUAAGGGUCUUUUUCCUUUCUCCUCUGCAGCCAUGUACGGUUAAUUGUGUUAAACUGUCCCUAGCUCUCUUUGUGUUCCCAGAUCUGUGUGACAGGUGCAAAAUCAGUAUUUUCUUGAUGUUACUCAGUAGGCCUUUGUAACUUUGCAUAUAUUUUGGCUGUGGUUUUACCCUGGGAUGAGAAUGGGAUUCCAGUUGGAGAGAUCUUUUCAGGAAAAGUAUUACAAGACAAUUCUCCCAAAUUGGGAUUGGAUCAUAGACAGUUUUCUGAGGUUUUGCUCUAUUAGGAUGUAAUCGUACAUAUAUGAAAACGAAGUAGUAAACCUGCUUAAAACUAGCACAAACUGUGCAUAGUUUUUAUUUGCCAGUAAAGUUAUGACGACUCUUCUAAAUGAAAAUCAGCUGUAUAGAUUUUCUGUGUUGACUCAGGGAAUGUUCUAUUUGGAUCACUUUUUUUUUUUUUUUCAUGAGGAAAGGAACACCAGAAUUGAGAGAAGAACUGAAACAACUCAGUUCAUAUCCUUGUGGGAAGAAAUCUAAUAGUUAAUAUGAAAAGAUGUGGCACAAAUGCUGUAUUUCAUAUGUAACAUGCAUGCGGUGUCUUCUGUAUGCAAGUGUGUUCCACUUCCCAUGGUUCCUAAUUCUGAGAGAGAUUGUUUCCUAUUUCCUGCAAUGUGUGUGCCUCUCUAUGCCUGCCACCCCCACAGAAGCUGUUAACAUUUUCUGCAUUACACUAUCAAGUGUUCCAGCUUGCUGUAGUGAAAGGCACUUGGUUUAUUGCCUCAUCAGUACCUGCCAGCAUUUUGCCAUGUUCUUUUCUGGGGCCAAGAUUUCAAGCAAUGGUUAUUUCUUCUGUUCCUCAAAUAAAAUACAGGAGCUGUACAAGAGUUAAACAAGAAAGCUCAAAUGUAAUUUUUUUGAAGUAAAUUAAGUUAUAAUUCCUUAAGGUGCAUUUGAAAAGCUAAUAGAAAAAACACACUUGUAUCACAGGGUUACUGCCCAUAAACUGAAGGUUUCAAUUUUUUUUUACUUCAAAUAGCAAUUUGAAAACACAGGAUCUGGUUUGAAGCCUUUAUUACUAUUUUCCAGGACAAAUUAGAUAGAAUGACCAUGGAGAAACCUGAGAAAUAUACAGUUAGUUUGAGUAGUUUCAUUAUAGAAGGGCAAAAAAGGCCCCUAAAGCUGUAGUAACCUGCUGCUUCUGAUAUACAAGUAAAAUGUAUCUAUAGAACUGCAACUAUUGCUCCUGGUCUAUUGUGUGUAUUUGUGUAUCUUCUAAAACUUCUGAUGCUCUUCUUUUUUAUUCCACAACUCUCUAAUUCAUAUAGUUCUAAUUCAUAUCUUCUCAAGACUGAAUAAUACUUGAUAUGCAAGAAGAGCUCUGGUGAAGUGAAACUAGGGUUGCAUUUAUUCAGGAUGAGUCUAGAGCUUUCUGAUUCAGCAUGCAAUUGAGAGAGUAAUCAAAAAUAAUCACUUGCUUUUGUGAAAUGGCUAACGUAUCUGCUCUCUGGGAUUUAAGUGGUCAGGCUUUGUGUUGUAGUCAAGAUUGAAUAAAGGUGCAUAAAGGAUUUAAGCACCUCUAAAACUAACUCCAGCAAUUUAAGGCACACCAGGUAAAUUAAGGUGUACAGCUCACAGUAUUGACUCCAGGAGCCAGGCAAGUGGUUGGUGUUUACAUGUACAAGGUAUAAAAACAGGAUCUUCAAGGAUCUUUUUUCAAUAUCCUUCCUUGUCACUUCUUCACCUGAGUUUCUUCUGUAGAAUUCUCCUAUGCUCCAGAUCGGUAUAGCUGGUUUGCUAGCUCUCUGCAUUCCCCUUGCAUCCACAGACACCCUUGCUGGCCCAAGGAUUUUAGAAAGCUGUUAUUUCUAGUUUUUUUUCCCAGUAGAUUGAUCUGAGGGGAGGCAGAACAAGGUGCUCUCUGCAGUGCUAAGCUGAUGCACGGCUGCUUGCUGCUUUGUGCUGGGACUCUGUCAUCAUACUUCACAGUAUUUCUUUUAUGGGCAAGAAGACCAGACAGAUCUUUGUCUGCAGUAUUUUUCCCACUUUUCCAACUGUCUCUGUUUUGGAGCCAAACAUACAACCUGAUAAGGAGUAUUUCCUUUCUUUACGAAUGAUAGAAUAAGAAACUUGUAUUCAUUUUCAAUCUUAUUUAAAAACAGGCAUCCUGCUAGCAAGUUGGACUGUGAUUUAAUUUCAUACGGUAAUUAAGAUUUAUGCAGCAGGUGGAGGUGAAAUGAUCUUCAUAAUAUUUGGCCUUAAUUAACAUGUAUAUUUGCUUUUGGACAUUUGCUUAAACAUAGUUUUGGGCUGUAGGAAAGCAUCCACCCACUGAGUUUCAUCUAAGCUCAUAUAGUCCUCCCCUUAAUGUAAUGGUUGUUACCUCUUUAGUUAGAUCCAAUGCAAAUGCAUGUUAUUUUCCUCCCCUUUCUUUUAAAAUUCCUGGUACAAGGGUGAUUACUUAAAGAUUUAGGCAGACAACUUCCAUUUCAAAAGAUCUUGACAUCCAUCUCUGCACUGCAAGAAACUCCAACUCCUAAAUGAAUUUUGGUGAUGGUGCCUCUUCUGAGUCAACUGUGAACCUGUUGUUGCAGCCCUGUCAUGAUGUGUGUUGCAAAGGUAUUUCUGGCUGUCAGUGUGCAGCAUGAAAUAACUUGCAGGCAAGACAAGAGUGCACCUCUAGACUCUCAAAGGCAUCAACCUGUGUUUUUGCUAUGCACCAGAAUUUGAGGAACUUGUUGACCUAGUAUUUCAUUUGUUCAGCAUUUUUCAUCAGUCAUUUUCACGUCAUAACCUUAAUUUCUGUGCACAUCUGACACCAGUUUCCUCAAAUACCACAAUAUAAUUAUCAUUUUUAGAUCAGUGUUCUAGUACUUCGCACUUGUCUGACCUUGUACAUGUUUUAAGCACCUUUGUAAUUAGAUUCAGUAUUUUGCCUAAACAAGCUUCUGAUUUCCAUAGAAAUUACUAUUAAGCAGAGAAACGAAUAUGGCAGUAUUUAAUUGUGAAGGCAUGAAUGCAGUUUUUAAACAUCAAAACUGUUGCUUGAUAAUGGAACAUACAAUUAAUGUAUUUGAUUUUUCUUGUGUUGCUUGAAAAAUAAAUACAUCCAGCCUGUUUGAAGUUCUGUCUGCUCAAAAAGCUGAAUUAUUUUAAGAAAUUAAUUCCAUCAGAAGACACAUGCAGGCAUCUGGUUUUGAUGUUGGUAGCUGCUUGUAAUACGCUGGCAGUCUUUUUGAAAUUUGUCUUCCAUUUAAAACGAUUGUGGAUGUUCCUUUUUGCAAAUGUAGGACAAGAGGAUCCUCUAGUCUGACUCUUUAUUCUCUACUGGGCACUGAAUCAUUGUGAAUUGAUUAAAGUCUUCAGUAGGUCACAGACCUCUCUUACGUCAGUAAGAACUUUAGGUACGACUGUAAAAUUUUGAUGUAGGUUUAGCUUAAAAAUAGUACAUAGCUCAUAUGGAUUGUGACAUCUAGUCAAAAUCAGGAUGCCGAGUAAACUAAUUGCUGCACAUUCAGUUCUCUGCCACAGUGAGCUCUUUCAAAACUUUAAUAUUUCUGCCAUCACUGUACCUAGCUGAGGAUAAUUUGGUACAUUGCUGUUUCCAGUUGGAGGAAACUAACUGCCUUAAAUAACAUUCGGAUGUGAAAUAGGUGAAGCUUAUGUCUAGAAAAUGGUUGCAAUUCUCUAAAACUUAAGAUUUUUCCAACCAUGUGCAAGUGGUUGUGCAGGGACAUAAAUGAAAGAUAAAUUUACAUAACAUUGUUUGUGCAGUGUAAUUUUACAGUCUUGCAGGUAUUAGUUUUCAUAAAAAAGGCAACAUUGAGAAUAUUUGAUAAAGGCAGAAACACUACAAUAUUGUACUAUGAUUAAAGAUGUAUGACAAAUUGCUU